This is a messenger RNA of Passer domesticus (house sparrow), 1171 nucleotides long. Its product is annotated as olfactory receptor 14J1-like. NCBI's taxonomy places the organism in Eukaryota, Metazoa, Chordata, Aves, Passeriformes, Passeridae. Gene Ontology annotation, biological process: G protein-coupled receptor signaling pathway. Gene Ontology annotation, cellular component: membrane. The transcript is spliced from 2 exons. The coding region runs from base 16 to 927 and encodes 303 amino acids. The record is from RefSeq and is a predicted model, not a curated record. Gene Ontology annotation, molecular function: odorant binding; G protein-coupled receptor activity; olfactory receptor activity.
GUGCAGCGCCAGCAAAUGUCCAACAGCAGCUCCAUCAGCCACUUCCUCCUGCUGGCAUUGGCAGACACGCGGCAGCUGCAGCUCCUGCACUUCUGCCUCUUGCUGGGCAUCUCCCUGGCUGCCCUCCUCGGCAACAGCCUCAUCAUCAGCGCCGUAGCCUGCGGCCACCACCUGCACACGCCCAUGUUCUUCUUCCUGCUCAACCUGGCCCUCACUGACCUGGGCUCUAUCUGCACCACUGUCCCCAAAGCCAUGCACAAUUCCCUCUGGGACACCACCACUAUCUCCUACACAGGAUGUGCUGCACAGCUCUUCUUCUUUUUUUUCUUCAUCUCAGCAGACUAUUUCCUCCUGACCAUCAUGUGCUACGACCGCUACGUGUCCAUCUGCAAACCCCUGCACUACGGGACCCUCCUGGGCAGCAGAGCUUGUGCCCACAUGGCAGCAGCUGCCUGGGCCAGUGCCUUUCUCUAUUCACUGCUGCACACAGCCAAUACAUUUUCCCUGCCCCUGUGCCAUGGCAAUGCCCUGGGCCAGUUCUUCUGUGAAAUCCCACACAUCCUCAAACUCUCCUGCUCCAAAUACUACUUCAGGGAACUUGGGCUAAUUGCUUUUAGUGCUUGUUUAGCAUUUGGUUGUUUUGUGUUCAUUGUUUUCUCCUAUGUGCAGAUCUUCAGGGCUGUGCUGAGGAUCCCCUCUGAGCAGGGACGGCACAAAGCCUUUUCCACCUGCCUCCCACACCUGGCUGUGAUCUCUGUGUUCCUCAGCACUGCAGUGUUUGCCUACCUGAAGCCUCCCUCAAUCUCCUCCCCAUCCCUGGAUCUGGCCCUGUCAGUUCUGUAUGCGGUGGUAGCUCCAGCCCUGAACCCCCUCAUCUACAGCCUGAGGAACCAGGAGCUCAAGGCUGCACUAAGCAAUUCUUACUAGUACUAUACACUUUCUGCAAGCUAAGCAAUUCUAGCAAGUUUAAGGAUUGUUAUUACAGCUGCUUCUCAUUACUUUCCUUUCACAAGGCAUAACUUUACAAUGGAAUUCCCAAAGCACUAUAGUAAACCAGCAACCAUAUGUAUCUGCACAAGAAGUUUUUUGGCUAUUUAACUAUUGCUUUAUAUUGUAUAGUUAUUUAGCUAUUGAUUUAAUUAAUGAACAAAUGUAUUACUACUUAUUACAA